GUUUAAUAUUAUUUGUGUUAUCUGCCGCUGUUUUUGUUUAUUCCCAAAAAAAAAAGAAAUUUCAAUUAACACUUAAAGCCAAGUGCACAUAAAUCUAAAUGGGAGAUAACAAAAUAUGCGAUAUUAGCAACGAGGUGCUCGAGGAAUUGAAAAAGUUUCGCUUUCGUAAAAGCAUUACCAAUUCAGCGCUGAUAUUAAAAGUCGAUAGGGAAAAGCAAUCGGUGGUGCUUGAUGAGUUCAUUGAUGAUAUUUCUGUGGAGGAGCUGCAGGACUCGUUGCCUGGCCAUCAGCCUCGCUAUGUGAUUUACACAUAUAAAAUGGUGCAUGACGAUCAGCGUAUAUCGUAUCCCAUGUGUUUCAUCUUCUAUACGCCGCGAGACAGUCAAAUCGAACUGCAAAUGAUGUAUGCCUGCACAAAGAGCGCGCUGCAGAGAGAAGUGGAUCUAACUCGAGUUUACGAGAUACGUGAAUUGGAUGAGUUGACCGAGGAUUGGCUGAGGGCUAAACUCAAGUAGAUGCAGAUCAAACUCUGACUGUCAUACAUACAUAUAUAGAAAGCAAUAUUUUACAACUAGUUUCUCAUAUAUACUUGAAAUGGAGCCGAAGCGAAAUACCAACGAUAACGAUACAUACCAAACAGCAAAACAAAGCAAUUUAACAAAUAUGACAAUUCCUUUUUUUAUAAACAAAACAUUUUACAUUAUUUAUACAAAGACAAGAAAAAGAUAGCAGCAAACAGUGUAAACUUAUACAUUUAAAUGUAUUUGUAAUGAAUUUUUAUAGUGAUUUUAGUUGUGCAUUUAAGAAGCAAGACAAAUGAUCUUAUA
Drosophila hydei is the source of this 827-nucleotide messenger RNA. RefSeq names its product glia maturation factor beta (gene GMF). The transcript has 3 exons. Gene Ontology annotation, molecular function: Arp2/3 complex binding; actin binding. The record is from RefSeq and is a predicted model, not a curated record. Gene Ontology annotation, biological process: actin filament debranching; negative regulation of Arp2/3 complex-mediated actin nucleation. Bases 99 to 515 code for a protein of 138 amino acids. Lineage: Eukaryota; Metazoa; Arthropoda; Insecta; Diptera; Drosophilidae. Gene Ontology annotation, cellular component: actin cortical patch.